UUCAUUUUCUUCUUUCUAACAAAAAAGAAGGAAACACUUUGACAUACUGACUUGCUGUUGAUGAUGCAAUGGCAUUUCUAUAUAAACCUCCUUUCUGAUAGGUUUAGAGGCAGAUAAAUCUGGUGUUCACGGUUCACUGGCUCUCUAAACUCUUAGAAAGACGGAGCAGAUUAGUUUAUCUAUAGUAGGGCUGUGUGGAUAUGGAAGAGCAACAUUUAGAAAAACUCAAAAACAAGCUGAAAGAGGUGUCUGUCCUUUCCACUGACUGUUGUAUCUUCAGGGUUCCAAAGCGACUGCGUGAAGGGAAUGAGAAGGCUUACACACCUCAGGUGGUCUCAAUUGGUCCUCUUCACCAUGGUGAAAAAGGGCUAGAAUCCAUAGAAGAGCACAAAAUUCUAUAUGUGAAAGACUUUUUGGAACGGUCCAAGGUAAGCAUCGAUGAUUGUUUCAAUACAUUAAAGCAAUGGGAAGAAAAAAUUCGUGGUUACUAUGCAGUAACCAUUGACUAUAAUGAAAAUGAGCUUGUGGAAAUUAUUAUGGUAGAUGGCAUUUUUACCUUGGAGGUUCUUCUGAGAGGUUCUUUCGAAACCUUACAAAAGAAAAAUGACCGUAUAUUUGGAAAACCAUUGAUGCAUAGGGACAUAAUAUAUGACAUGUUGUUGCUCGAAAAUCAGAUCCCAUUCUUUGUUCUCGAGUAUCUCUUGUCCUUGGCCUAUUCCACUAGUUUCUUUCCUAUGGAACACGAUACGGUUCAUGUAACAGGGCUCCCCCUCAUCAAGCUUACUCAUAGUUUCUUCAAGGAUAGGGUAUACAUUCGACCACUUGAUGAAAUCAUUUGUAAACUUGAUCAGUAUUCUGAAUCUAGAAGAAUACUACAUUUUGUUGAUUUUGUACUAAAAUGUCAUAGACCUCCACCUUUUGAUCCUCCACCGAAAAGCAAACUCCAGACUUUAACCAUACCAAGCGCAACCGAGCUGCACCAAGCUGGAGUCAAGUUCGAGAUGGUUAAGGACAAGAACUUCUUUGACAUUCAAUUUGAUAAUGGGAUUCUGAAGAUCCCACAACUCAAAAUCCGUGGUUCCUCAGAAGUUUUCUUUCGAAACCUGAUUGCCUACGAGCAGUGUGAGUUCUAUGAUCAUUACAUAAACGAUUACAUUUUCAUCAUGGACCGGUUGGUUGACAGUGCCAAGGAUGUGGAGCUGCUUCUCAAGAAAAAAAUCCUUGAAUCUAAGCUAUCUGAUAAAGAAAAAGUGGCUACUUUUAUCAGCUCGCUUAACUCGGGGCCUGUGGUGUUCAGUAAAAACUUCUACUUUACUGAUCUUUGUGAGAAGCUGAAUGCGUACUAUGAAGUCCCAUGGCACAACUGGAAGGCAAGCUUAAAACAUGACUAUUUUAGUUCUCCCUGGGCUGUGCUCUCUAUUAUUGCAGCGGUUGUUCUUCUUGUGCUCACUUUUGUUCAAACAGUGUGCUCUUUAAUGUACUGAUCAGUGUGAAGCUAGCUGCUUAUUGUAUCAAUUUGCUUCAUGAGUGUAUGUAUUUCUUGCUGUAUGUAUGCUUAAAGACUAUAAUAAUGGUGACUGUUUAUGUUGUGUUAUUUA
Molecule: messenger RNA, 1598 nt
Organism: Rosa rugosa (rugosa rose)
Lineage: Eukaryota; Viridiplantae; Streptophyta; Magnoliopsida; Rosales; Rosaceae
Product: putative UPF0481 protein At3g02645
Exons: 2
Coding region: 201-1484 (427 amino acids)
Source: RefSeq, a predicted model, not a curated record